Fusarium mangiferae is the source of this 327-nucleotide messenger RNA. RefSeq lists its product as uncharacterized. The record is from RefSeq and is a predicted model, not a curated record. NCBI's taxonomy places the organism in Eukaryota, Fungi, Ascomycota, Sordariomycetes, Hypocreales, Nectriaceae. The transcript has a single exon. The coding region runs from base 1 to 327 and encodes 108 amino acids.
AUGCUUCCGAGAUUUAAGCCACUGAUCAGCAAACAGAUUUGCACCGUUCUGACUACUCUGUACAAAGCCCUGGAGAAAGGCACUCAGGCUGACAGUGAAGAUGACCAUCCACAUCCCGUUCUCAGAGAACGAAUGGUCAAUCUCGUUUAUCAGAGCGCGUUUCUCGGCGGCAUUGAGGGGUAUGAUGGUGUCUGUAGUGCUGCCGCUAUCUGGGCUGCCCUUUCGAACCGCGUCGCGGAUGGCAUUCUCGAUGUUGUCCUUUUUCUGCCACGCCGCGGCUGCAUCUUAGACUUCUCGCUCGGUGGGAUAAGAUCGCAGGCUGGUUAG